Molecule: messenger RNA, 989 nt
Organism: Microplitis mediator
Lineage: Eukaryota; Metazoa; Arthropoda; Insecta; Hymenoptera; Braconidae
Exons: 4
Coding region: 247-876 (209 amino acids)
Source: RefSeq, a predicted model, not a curated record
UAACUGUUGUUUAAAGUUAUAUAUAGACAAUCGAUUGUAUUGUGAGAGUAUUAUUUAAACACCGAGCACUUUUUGGUUUAUGGUUGAUAGUUGAUGGUUACUAGUGGCUAGAUAGACGGUAAUUACGUUGAUGCAAACUCUAGAUUCGAUAGUUUCUCUCCAUACAUGAGCGAAAGUAAAGGUUUUAAUUGCUAUUGUAUGUGGUUUUGAAUUUCACUCUAUUACUGAUUGUAAAUACGAAUCCGAAUGGUUUCGAUUCUACAAUUAUUAUUGUUCGGUGCACUUCUAUCAAUUUCGGAGCAUGUUUAUUGCCUCGAUGAUUCGAUGAAUGCCCAGCUAAUUUCAUCGAUAGCACCUUUAUUGAAUUCCAUCGCUCAGUUAAGUGAUAAAAAUUCUAUUGACAAUAACGGAAGACGUUUUUUUGAGGACGGCGAAUUUGACUUGAAUGAUUAUGGAAUGCAGUUAUUUCCACAAUCUGCUGCGGAUGCUGAUGAUUUCAACAGCCAGUACAACGUCAAUAUUAACAAGAAUCUUAAUGGAAAUUUGCCGUGGACUCAACCGAAAAUGAAGAACAAGUUUUUGAAAAAGUCGCGGGAAGAUCGGUGGAGAGAUCGCAAGUUCAAGGAGUUGAAGCGGAAUCAAGAUUUGCGUGACAUGAUGCAAAAAAUUGUGCCUCGAAAUUUUGACCAAAGCGGAAGAAGAAAUGGGGCACGGAAAUGCCACGACAGCAGUGAAGAAGAAUUCCCUCCAGCAGAUGACUGUAACUGCAGCAUCGGGGGUAAACUUUUACGGCAGAUAAGAUUUUUGAAAUACCAGAUUGACGUCUUGGAGAAGGAGGUGCUCGAAAAUUACAAUACAGACGAAGAUACGUCUUGAUGUUGAGUUUAAAUAAAUCAAUACUUGGUACAAACUAAGAUAUACUUGUAACAAAAUAAAUAAAGGGAGCGAAAGAACCUAGACGUUCACGAAAAUCGACAAGGCUUUGCGAA